Messenger RNA from Rhizophagus irregularis DAOM 181602=DAOM 197198, 1204 nucleotides. RefSeq lists its product as uncharacterized. Gene Ontology annotation, molecular function: protein tyrosine phosphatase activity. Gene Ontology annotation, biological process: protein dephosphorylation. NCBI's taxonomy places the organism in Eukaryota, Fungi, Glomeromycota, Glomeromycetes, Glomerales, Glomeraceae. The record is from RefSeq and is a predicted model, not a curated record.
UUUAUUCUUUAUUUUCGAUUUAUUGAGUUAACAACCUUUAUUUAUUUUUGUAAUUUAACCCAAAGAUGUCAGAAGACUCGGUAGUACGUGUUUUUUUGCCACAAUUUUUAUCGAACAGUGAAAACUUGAAUGAGAAGAUGUUAACAGUUAAAUUUCAACUUCUAAAUCAAAAUGAAGUAGCAAGAUGUCGUCAAGCAGCAAAUAAUCCAAACGAUCCAUUCAAUAUGUCCGUGGCAUUUGAUAGUUUAUCAAUGGAUUAUAAUAGAUAUAGUGAUAUCUUACCAUUUAAUCAUAAUAGAGUAAAGUUAUUACAACAAAGACCAUAUAAAACAGAUUAUAUUAAUGCAAGUUAUAUUGAAGCACCAAAUAAUGUUAGAAGGUAUAUUGCGACUCAAGGUCCGCUGAAUAAAACCAUCGAAGAUUUUUGGUUAAUGAUUUGGGAACGGAAUACCAAUGUCAUCGUAAUGUUAACAAAACAAAUUGAGGAUGGAAAAAUUAAAUGUGAAACUUAUUGGCCUGAAAGUGUUGGAUAUUACGUGAUAAUUAAAGAUAUUGGAUUAAAAAUCACGUUGGAAUCUGAAAUUUUGGAUCAAAGAAUAGAUUGUUAUAUACGUACAUUAAAACUUGAAAAAAUAGGAGGAUUAAACACAGAAUAUAGACAAAUAACUCAAUUACAAUCACUUGCAUGGCCAGAUCAUGGACUACCUAAUUCGCCUGAACCUAUUAUCAAUUUAAUUAUGAAAAAAAAUGAAUAUAUUCAAUAUUAUACUUGUUUAAAUAAUGGAAAUAUUGGACCUACUGUUAUACAUUGUAGUGCAGGAUGUGGUAGGACUGGAACUUUUUGUACAGUGGAUUCUACCUUGGCUUUAUUACCAGAUUUACAACAAAGUGAUCCUACCGAUUUAAUAUUUAACGUUAUUCAACAUCUUAGACAACAACGUAUUUCUAUGGUAGAAUCAUUUGCCCAAUUUCAAUUCUGUUAUUUGGCCGUUCUUAGUAAACUUGUGAAUGAUUUACAUUUAUAAAGUUGCUUAAAUUUAUAUGGGGUUCAUAAUGGCGAAAUAUUUGUAGUAACGUUAAUAUGAUUUGCUGAAUUAUAUUAAAUUACCUUUUUUUUUUAAACACUAAAUAUUAAUCAAUAAUAUUUUUUUAAAAAAUCAAUCACAUAAAUCACAUACAAAGUUAAUCGGUCAUAAUGUCGUCA